Molecule: messenger RNA, 8768 nt
Organism: Columba livia (rock pigeon)
Lineage: Eukaryota; Metazoa; Chordata; Aves; Columbiformes; Columbidae
Gene: SLC44A1
Product: solute carrier family 44 member 1
Exons: 16
Coding region: 234-2186 (650 amino acids)
Biological process (GO): choline transport; transmembrane transport
Cellular component (GO): plasma membrane
Molecular function (GO): choline transmembrane transporter activity
Source: RefSeq, a predicted model, not a curated record
CCGCCCCUUCUCCUCAGCCGCGGCCGGCGCCGCUGAGGGGGGAGCAUGAGGGGGCGCCGUGGUGGCGCUAGUGCUGCAGCCGCGCUCGCCUGAUAGGGCCCGGCGGUUCCCCGGCGGUUUUCCGCGGCGCCUCGCCUGGGGCAGACCGUCGCGGCGAGUGGAUGCCCAACGCUUGCCCGCCUCCGCCGCCUGGCGCCUAGCGGGCACCGGCAGGGCAGAGACCCGCGGACGCCAUGGGCUGCUGCAGCUCCGCCGCGCAGAGCUCCAAGCGAGAGUGGAAGCCUCUGGAGGACCACAGCUGCACAGAUGUACCAUGGCUGCUCUUAUUCAUCCUCUUCUGCAUAGGAAUGGGUUUUAUUUGUGGCUUUUCAAUAGCUACAGGAGCAGCUGCAAGACUGCUCUCAGGAUAUGACAGUUAUGGAAAUAUUUGUGGACAGAAAAAUGUCAAGGUGGAAGGAAUAGUGAACAGUGGUCUGGACCUCACACACAAGAAGUAUGUGUUCUUCUUGGAUCCAUGCAACAUUGAUCUAGUACAUCAGAGGAUCAAGUCUAUUGCUUUGUGUGUAUCGGCUUGCCCAAGGAAAGAACUAAAAACUCUGGCUGAUAUUCAGAAAUUUGCAGAAACUAAUGGAUCCACUCUGUGUAGCUAUGAACUACAGCCAUCAGAAUACACUACAGACCCAAGGGCCGCCAAAUUAUGUCCUAAAUAUCCUGUUCCAGAGAGUGCACCUAUUCCAUUCUUCCAUCGCUGUGCUCCUGUGAACAUUUCCUGCUAUGCCAAGUUUGCAGAGGCCCUGAUCACCUUUGUCAGUGACAGUAGUGUCUUACACAGGCUGAUUAGUGGAGUUAUGACCAGCAAAGAGAUUAUAAUGGGACUUUGCUUGUUAUCACUAGUGUUGUCCAUGAUUUUGAUGGUUAUAAUCAGGUACAUUUCAAGAGUACUUGUCUGGAUUUUAACAAUUCUUGUCAUUCUGGGAUCACUCGGUGGUACAGGAGUCCUGUGGUGGCUCUAUGCUAAGCAACGAAUAUCUGCCAGUACUGUUGAGACUCAAAUAGCCAAAGACAAUCUUCAGGCUCUCCUGAUUUAUGCCAUUUCAGCUACAGUCUUCACGGUUAUCUUGUUCCUGAUAAUGUUAAUUAUGCGCAAACGAGUAGCUCUCACCAUUGCCUUGUUCCAUGUGGCCGGCAAGGUCUUCAUUCACCUGCCACUGCUAGUCUUCCAGCCAUUUUGGACAUUCUUUGUGCUUAUCCUCUUCUGGACAUACUGGAUCACAGUCCUGCUUUUCCUUGGUACUACAGGUAGUCCUGUCCCAAAUGAAGAAGGAUUUGUUGAAUUUCGGAUGGUAGGUCCUUUGAAAUACAUGUGGUGGUACCAUGUAGUGGGACUCAUCUGGAUCAGCGAGUUUAUUCUAGGCUGUCAGCAGAUGACAGUAGCAGGGGCUGUUGUGACAUACUAUUUUACAAGGGAGAAAAGGAAUCUGCCAUUUACUCCUAUUCUGGCAUCUGUUAAUCGCCUCGUUUGUUACCACCUAGGAACAGUAGCAAAGGGGUCUUUCAUUAUCACACUAGUGAAGAUACCACGAAUGAUUCUCAUGUAUAUUCAUACGCAACUUAAAGGAAAAGAAAAUGCUUGUGCUCGCUGCAUGCUUAAAGCCUGCAUCUGCUGCCUUUGGUGUCUAGAAAAGUGCCUGACCUACUUAAAUCAGAACGCGUAUACAGCCACAGCUAUCAACAGCACUAACUUCUGCACCUCAGCAAAGGAUGCCUUUAUCAUUCUAGUGGAAAAUGCUUUGCGGGUGGCUGCCAUAAAUACAGUUGGGGAUUUUAUGCUGUUUCUAGGAAAGGUCCUGAUUGUCUGCAGCACAGGUUUGGCUGGGAUUAUGUUGCUGAAUUACCAACGAGAUUACACCAUCUGGGUGCUGCCACUCAUCAUUGUGUGCCUCUUUGCAUUCCUGGUUGCUCACUGCUUCCUUUCCAUUUAUGAAAUGGUUGUUGAUGUCCUUUUCUUAUGUUUUGCCAUCGAUACAAAAUACAAUGAUGGGAGCCCUGGGAGGGAAUUCUACAUGGAUAAAGUUCUCAUGGAGUUUGUGGAGAAUAGUAGGAAAUCUGUGAAAGAAGCUGGCCGGGGAGAUGGAGCUGAGGGCAGAGAGCUAAAACCAAUGGCCUCUGGAGCAAGUUCAUCUUGAAACUAGCCAGCCAUAUUGGAACCCAUUGACAUUCCAAAACAGUAUAUAUAUAUACAUAUAUACAUACAUAUAUAUAUAUAUAUAAAUAAACAGCCAAAAUCAGAGAAAAGGAACAGGGAUUUAAUACUUUUUUUAACAAUUAUUUUUGUGAAACAUGUACUCUUUUCAUACGGGUGGCUUUUACAAGCAGCUUUAUCGUUGUUCCUUUUUUUAAAAUUAUUCAUUGUGAUCAUGGAAAUGUUGAUUCUUAUUUGCUAGGUAUUUUACAAUCUGGAGGAGGUAUCAUUGUAAAGGUAAUCUGAAAUGGUGACUGGGUUUAGAGACAGAUUUCCCGUGACACUGCUAAUCUGCUGAGAGUUUUACUUGUUUAGUUUGUUUAAAUUUGCAUUAAAUUCAGGACAUUUACGUGUGAGGAAGACCUUCCAGUCAAGAAAAGGUUCAAAUUUAUUUUUUCAAAGGUUGUUUUGAAUGAGAGUUCAUUCAGUUCAAAUGGGUUUGUAAGUAGUUAUUUUACUUUAGAGGCCUGGCAGGGCACAGUUUUGUUUAUCAGUAUCAGAUAUCACAAUAACCAGCUCCUCAGGUAUUCAGGUGUGUGGGAACCUUUGCAUCUCGUGUUAAACAGAAACUACAAAAUGGGGACAGAUAAUUUUUAUAUGCAAUUAACUUCCCGUUUUACCCUACUUAUCCCUUGUACCUGUUGCCCUUGAUCCUCCCCUUGAGUUCAGGAGCCUCCUUCAUACUUCAGCAGUGCUCCUUCAAACAGUAUGGAUUCUCCAUAAGAGCAAUUGAAAUGACAGAUUGUUAAAGCCCAGUCUUAGCCAUACUUGUGAUUAAUUCAUGCCUGGAUAUAGAGAUGCUGAGGAUGGGAAGAGAAAUGAACUGUACUACUGUAGAAAAAAGUACUGUAUGCUUCAUUUCAUUUAAUGCCAGAGAGCUCUGGGAGGUGGAAGGGACCAUUGUUGUUUCAUCCAUAUUUGUAUGUACUGUUGCUGGUAGCUAAGACAGGAAAGGGCAGAGAAACAUUUCUUUGGAAGUGUAACUGCCAGGAGAGUUAUCUAAAGUUAUCAAAUAAUGACAAGAGAACUUGCUUUAUUAUUAGAUACUUACAUUUCUUUUCCAUCUGGAAGCUCACCAGAUAUGAAUGCUAAUAUUGUUCAGCAUAUUGUAAUGGUAAAUGCUUAAAAGUGUGUUUGCUAAGAAUUCAUGAUCUGUCUAUGCUAUAUACUCCUUUUGUUACAAUUUUUUUAAGAAAACUAUUUUUGUUAAUGUAAAGUUAAUAUUUCAGAGCAGAAUUUUUAAACUUAUUGCACUAAAUACAAGCUCUGUACAAAUAAAUAAUGCCUCAAUGGUUCAGUCACUCCAUUCAAGAAAAUCUUUUGCAAGAGUAAAGCUCUUCUACAGAAGCUUUGUGAUGGAGUGGAGAGGUAUGUCUAGGUAGAGACAUACACAGCUAAUUUUAUGAAGACUUAAUACAUAAGCGGUUAUCUAUGCUUCCUUUCAAAGGAUCAGACUUUUAAAUUGCUGCCGAAGGUUCAAAAAAACCCCAUGUAGUACUGUGUAACUAACCAGUGCUCUGACCUUUUGGCAAUAGUGAAAUAUUCACUUCUGUUUCUAGAAGUAAUUUGGUAAGUUAAAUUUGUUUAGUUUUCUUUUGGUAAGCCAAUUAAAAGGAUUUACUCUUUUCAUAUCACAGAACCCAAACUAAAUGAAAGGUAUGAAAAUAAAAAUGCAUUUGGAAAUGAUAGCUGCUGGGGAGGCAGGAAGGCAGAGUUACCCAGUCAUUUGACUGAACUGUAUUGGUAGCUCCACCGACAUCAGACGGGCUCUGAAAUUGUGGAAGUUGUAAGUGCUAACUGGACUAGAGCUUCAACCUAGAGAUUCAAACUGGUGCGCUGGCGAGGCCUCUCAGUGCAAGGAAGGGGUCAGACUAUCUAGAAGUAGCUCUGGAGCAGCCUGAAGUUCGUGGAGAGGAAGCAUUCCUGCUGUACCAGUAUCUAAGACAGCAGUGGCACCAAACACUGAUAUUUGUGUAGAUCAGUGGGGUUUAGCAACUGAAAUUUAAAAACUGGCUUAGAGGAAUCCUAGAAACUAGAUUUCAAGGCUAAGAGACUUACCAUGUACCCAGUUGCUUCCAGAUAAACUAAUCUUGUUUGGAGACUACUGGAGGUGCUUUGAUUGAAGCCUUGUAUUCUGUUAAUUUUGACAACAAAUUUCUGCUGUGACCAGUUCUGCAAGUUUGUGUUCUCUGCUACUGGAAGUCCUGGGUUGGGGCUUUUCUCUGUAAUUGCAACUAGAACUGCAGUUGGAAACAAAUUUUUUAUUUUUGUAUUACUUGACUGUGCACCAUUUUUAUAGCAGUUUAUCCUAUUUUAAAAAUAAAUUUGUUUUAUUUACAUGGUGUUUAAGACACAGGCAACACUUUUCUAUGGGUAGUUGUAAUGUUUAAGUGACGAAUCUAUAUAAUUACAAAGUCCUUAAUAAAAUCAUGUGUGCCAUUCUUGAGUGUGUAUCCGGCAUGCAGAGCUUUUCAGUCAUGCCAAAAUGGCUUUUCAUCCACAUGCAGGCUUUCCAGUGGCCCCUUAAAGCUUUUUCAUGUCCUUUGAAGUUCAUUUGCAGCUGAACUACAAGCUGCCCUCUUCCAGCUCAGUCUUGUGCAAGGAGAUAAGCAGAAGAACUGAAGAGACAACUUUUCAGGACAAAUUUAGAGUCCGCUUUCCUUCCUUAGUGGGGAUGGUGGAGUGGGAGAACACUUGACAUGUAAGUCCCAGGUUGGCAGUAGAGGUGCUGGGGUCUGCCAGUUGUGAUGGAUUAAAUACUUUUUUUGCCAGCUGAUUAUUAAAGCCAAUAUGUGGAGUGCUUUGUGGGAAGCAGUCUAGACUAGAGAGUGAUGCUGCACUGGGAAUAAUGCUGCAGGAGGAGGAGAUGAGACAGUUGAGACAGAAAUCAUCUUGAAAAGCGCACUGAACCAAGUAGUGCUUGAGGACUGGAGAUUUCACGCAGGACAGUUUGGGUGUAAAAAUCAGGCCAAUGGGAUUAGUAGUUCCCAGCAUUUGGUUUCUGCAGGUGGUUUGCAUCGUAGCCUCUGAUCAGCUGGGUUUCAAAGGAAAAAAGCAUGCCAUUCUUUAAAUGGUUUGAUUUUUUUUUUUUGUUUUCCACAUUAUUUUACUCUCUGUUUUAUUUGGAAGUUGAGCAGCAGUGUGUUGUCUUUACUGUGUCUUCCAGCUCUAGAGAACUUUGGGGUUUUUUUCCUCUCAUUUCUAUAUUGCUUUUUCAGCGGAGUGCCAAGUGGCAGUGUCUGCUCCCUUUUGUCCCACUGAUCUUAGCUCAUGCUUUCCCAAGGCAAUGAUUCAGGAUGUCACCUGGAGUGAAUGGAAAGGGGAGCAUGUGCUGAUCUGAAGUUCUGAGGUGUUUGGGUUUUUUUGUGUGUGUGUAUUUCUCCAUCACUGUGCUUGCUGUGGUUAGGAGUGCAGCCCAUCACUUCAGUAGUUUCAGUGCUGCUCCACAGACUAAACAAGUGGUAUGACCAGCUCAGAAUUGUGACUUCAUCUGUCCGGUAGCUUGUGUUCAUGCUCCCAGCUGCCAAAACCAGGGUGGGGUUUUACAUGUGGCCUUAGCUUGGCAUGAUAACCCAAGGACUUUCUGUAUUAGCAAAGCGUGUCCUAUAAGGGAGAACUUGGAAGUGAAAAACCUAGUUGCACAUUGUGGUGGUGGGUUGAGCCUUGCUGGCAGGUAAGCCCCUACUCUGUAGCUUGCUCAGUCUCCCCAGAAGGAUGGAAAAACAAAAGCAUCAAGAUAAAGACAGUUCAUUGAGUGGCAAUCGCCACCUCCCACCAGCAGACCAAUGCCCAGCCAGUCUCAAAACAAUGGCUACUUUGGAGCCACACACAUGCAAUUUUAGUGCUGAGCAUGACAUUGUAUGGUAUGGAAUAUUUCUUCAGUCUGUUCAGGUGAGCUGUCCUGGCUGUGUGUCCUCGUACCCUUGUGCCCAACCCCAGCCUACUCUGCUGGGGUGGCAGAGUGAGAGGCAGAGAAGGCCUUGACCCUGUGCAAGCACUGCUCAGCAACAGGUAAAAUGUGUUAGCAAUGUUAUUUUGGUAACAAAUCUAAAACACAGCACCAUGUGGGCUGCUGUGAAGAAAAUUUAACUCCAUCCCACCCUCACAGAGUACACAGGUCCGCUUACUCAAGUCUUAAUCCAAGACUCACUCCCUGCAUUUCUGUACAGCACCUUCUCAGGGUGGUUACUUCUUUCUGAAAGGGCUUUUUUCACAGCAGGCAAUUAGCCUGCUCCAUAGUGCUCCCUUUCAUGGAGGGAGCAGGGGAUGCUAGCUCUUACUCUUUCAGCACAAAAUGGGGAUAUAAAGCAAAAAUGAGCCCUUUCUGUAUCAGUGUUCUGGCAAUUGAGCAGCCAGUGUUGGAGACAGCUUACUUAAUGUGCCCUCAGGGCAUGCACUUUAGUGGUUUGCUCUGAGUGGAUAUGAUGUAUUCUAUGAAUGUAUGUUAUAGAGUCAGAAUAAAAUGCAUGUAACAGACGUAUACUCAUCAUCACUAUCCAGUGAUCAUUUGGUUCUAAGUGCAUAUUACAUGCUGUAUUGAAGAUGGCACAGUCAUUUUAAGAAACACUCUAAGAUUUAGAAGUAGAUACUUAACAGCAUCCCUGUUUUUUAAAUCAUGGCUUUGCCUGUGCAGAUACUGUUACUAAAUCUAAACAUCACUAGUCCAUUGAUUCUUGAACAGCUUGUGUGUCACAUUAUCGCCACAGAAAUCCUGUUUCAUCUUUGUGGAAAAAAACCCGUGGUGUUUCCCAAAACAAAACGCAACAGACUUAUUUGAAGCAUUUCUUGCACUCAGCUUGCUUGUUGGGAUAAUGGAAGUUUACUCUAAAUAUUUCAUUUUUAAAUGCUUUUUCAACUAUUUCAUCUCUGCUGUUAUUUCCAUCGCAUAAAAAGAGAUAUGGAGACUAGUAAAUUUGUAUUUCCUGUGUUCUGUAGCAAAUACUGUUCUCAAGGUAUUUUUUUUUUCUUUUAUAUUUAGAACGAUGAGAGAUUAAAUUUGUCUCUGGUGAGGUGGGUUGUGUAUAAAAGGCAGAAUUUCUGAUCUGGGAUGGAGCUGUGAUGUGUCUUGCAGUGUUUGCAAGCUGAGGCAAUCAAGCCAAAGCUCUUCAGAGAUAUCAGGAUUACAAAAAUAUUUUUAGGGACAAUAGUUAGCAUGAAUCCAUCUGAAAAUACCCAUUUGGAGGCUAAACUAUCUGGCAUUCAUUUGAGAGAGAUCUGUUAAAACAGGACUAGUAGAAAACCAGCAAACACCAUCAGAUUCUACUCUGCUGUCUUGUCUCACUGAGGUCAAGUCAUCAUAAGUGACUACAAUGAGCAGAAUUGGGUGUUUUAAGCAUUUGGUGCUUUUCUAUGGGAACAUAGGAUUCCCUUAGAACCAAAGUUGCAAAAAUUCAGAGCAAAAGUACCAGCUGACAUUCGCAGAACUAGCCUGAUUUUAGUGACUUUAAAGACAGCUCUGGCCUCUCUGUGCAUGUGAGGGAAGAUGCUGGCUGCAUGUUCCUCAAGCGCACCACCGCUUACCCUCCCCUGGCACGAGUGAAGUAGGGGCAGGUGGGGAGUAUUUCGGAAAGGCUUUGUGAGUUAGGAAGCUGGUUACUCCUGAAACAUAGCAGAAGUUGGGGAUGGACUGGAGUUCUUAUGAAAGUAAUAAUUUUUAACUCUCAAAUAAAUAAUGUGUGUGCUCCAGUGUUAGUAUUGCUUGGGUCCCUCCUUACUCAAACUGAAAAGGGAGAAUAUCUCUCAUGAGAAAAAGAGUGCUGCAGGAAAUGUGAUAGUGUCUCCUAGAGGAGCGAGGGAGGAGAAAACAGAAAGGUUGUUUUAUUUCUCAUGUAGGCCAGAAAGCAGCUGCCAGAGGUUAGGCGGAGCCAUGGAGAACAGGGUUUCACAGGUGGAAAAUAUUCCGCAAGAUCAUCACAGUAGUUAAUAACAUUCACAUUCCGAUUCACAGACAUCUCACAGCAACAUCCCCUGUGCCCUGCUUUUAUUUUGCUCUGGAGCAUUUCAGAGCAAGAAAGAAAGUGGAGUUCUAUAUCUAUAGAAAGGAAGGGUGGAUUGUGUUGCUGAUCAUAGCAACUGCCCUGAGGAAAAAGGAAAAUCUUCUGAACAUGUUGUAAAGGCUUCACAGCACAUGCAUUGUCAUCAAAGCUUCAUCUGGAAACAAAUUUUUCAUCAUCUUUCACUCAUACUUCGAACAAGGCAAUCAAACCCCUGGACUGGCUUAGUGAUUUACAUUGAAUCAAGAUCAACUGACACGUGCUCCUUUUUCCAGUGGAAUGCCACCUCCUUUGGGAAUGGGAAAAGUAAAUGUGACACUGUUUAUUGUUGUCUUGAGAAUGUGAAAUGUUUUACAUUGCAAGCUUCGAAUGCAGGAAGAGAAAGGAAAUUAACAGUGCUGAUCUAAUCUUAGAUUUUCUGUGUAAACUGACAUUGUGCCAGAAUACUGAUGCAAAACUGUAUUUUAGUCUAAGAAAUGUAUAGAUUUUUUAAUGUAUCAAAAUAAAGUUUUUCUUUUUAAGUAAGAAAUAAA